AUGUUCCGCGCAUGUUGGCAGCGUCUUGUGGGAAGGCCUUCCUUAUUGUGUGUUCAACAGAAAAGAAGCCUUUAUGACGGUAAACUACACAUUUCUGCUGAAGUAUGCAGUGCUUUGAAGAAUGGUCAACCUGUUGUGGCUUUGGAAAGUACAAUAAUUAGCCAUGGAAUGCCAUACCCACAAAAUCUCAGAACUGCUCAAAUGGUGGAACAAAUUAUUCGAGAAAAUCACUGUGUUCCUGCAACAAUUGCUAUUAUUGAAGGAAAGAUCCAUGUGGGGCUCCAAGAGAAGCAAUUGGAACAACUGGCCCAUCCAUCUUUUAAAUGUAUCAAGACAGCCCGUAGGGAUCUACCUUACAUCAUGGCAAAGAAAUUAAAUGGAGGAACCACAGUUUCAGCCACAAUGCUUUUGGCACAGAAAGCUGGAAUUCCCAUCUUUGUGACUGGUGGAAUUGGUGGAGUUCACAGAGGAGCAGAAUCAACCAUGGACAUAAGUUCUGAUCUCACAGAACUUGGCAGAACACCUGUCACUGUUGUGUCUGCAGGAGUGAAGUCUAUUUUAGACAUUGGAAGAACGUUGGAGUAUUUGGAAACCCAAGGAGUUUGUGUGGCAUCAUUUGGACCAACCACCGAUUUCCCAGCAUUUUUCACUCCCAAAAGUGGCUUUCAUGCACCAAUGAAUGUGAAGAACCCUCUAGAAGCAGCUCAGCUCAUUGAUGCUCAUUGUAAGUUGGCACUUGAAAGUGGAGUUCUUAUUGGUGUUCCUUUACCAGAAGAAUUUGGCUUCCUUGGAGAGAAAAUUGAGACAGCCAUUAAAAAAGCAGUGACGGAGGCAGAAGAUCAUGGAAUUCAUGGAAAGGAUAUUACGCCAUUUAUAUUACGACGUGUUGCAGAACUUACUGAGGGAGCCUCUUUGGAGUCAAGUAUCCUUUAUCUGUGUAAAUUGCAGCAAUCCUCAAGGGAGACCACUCAUGCUGUGAGUUGUGUGAAACCAAAGGAAAAAGCAAUUGUAAUUGGUGGUACCAUCCUUGAUUUCUACAUAAGAUUAGAAAAUGAAUACAAGCUUGUAACUGAUGGACAAAUGAUUCCUGGAACUUGCAGCCAGUCAUAUGGUGGUGUGGGCUUCAAUAUUGCCAACUGCCUCGGUAAGUUGGGCUUGCCUAACCUCUUCAUUUCGGCUGUUGGACAGGACCCAAUUGGAACUCAGUUCCUAAAAAGCUUCAAUCAAGUUGAUUUAUCUGGAGUCCUACAAAUCCCUGGACAAUUGACAGCUUUGUACUGUGGUUUUCUUCAGCCUCAUGGUCAUCUCAUCUUUGGAGUGGGUAAUGCUGCAAUUUUCGAAUCUAUUACAGUUCAACAGAUAUAUUCAAUGGAGAAUUACUUCAAGAAUGCACCAUUGGUUUGCAUUGAUGCAAACUUGACUAGUGAAGUCAUUUUAGCUGUAUGUGAACUUUGCCAAAAACAUGAGGUGCCAGUUUGGUUUGAGCCCACUGAGAAUGUCAAAGCAAGCAUUCCUUUCCAGUCUUCAGCAGGCAGCAUGUUCACAUACAUAUCUCCAAAUGAGUUAGAAUUCCAGGAGAUUCACAAGAUAGUCACUGGAGCCAAAACAGAAUCUCUUUUGAAAACUGACUUAAACCAAAAAGAGAAUGUGGAUGCUGUUUUGAAGAUGUAUGCGAUGAUGUGUCGUGACCUUAUUUCCCUGGUUCCAGUGAUCAUUGUGACUCUUGGAAAGCUUGGUGUGUUGAUUGCACAUUGUGAUAAAACAGCUACACAUUUACCUGUCAAAGGAUCAAGAGUUUCUAAACGACCUGAAGAUAUGGUUGCCAAAUAUUUUCCUGUUUAUGGUCUGGAAAAUGUCCACAGUGUAUCUGGGUCAGGUGAUUGUUUUGCAGCUGGGCUGUUAGCAGGCAUCCUUCAUGGUCAUCCGCUCGAAGUGUGUGUGAAACUUGGGCUUCUGACGGCUAAUCUCUCACUUCUCUCUACAGACACAGUCCCUGACACUAUCAAACCCAUUUGCUGCACCCCACUACACAUUUCUCAAUCUUACAAAGCCCCUCCUCCACGAAUCAUAGAAAUAUGA
Molecule: messenger RNA, 2079 nt
Organism: Acanthosepion pharaonis
Lineage: Eukaryota; Metazoa; Mollusca; Cephalopoda; Sepiida; Sepiidae
Source: the annotation of a GenBank genome assembly